Molecule: messenger RNA, 975 nt
Organism: Sphaerodactylus townsendi
Lineage: Eukaryota; Metazoa; Chordata; Lepidosauria; Squamata; Sphaerodactylidae
Product: olfactory receptor 4S2-like
Exons: 2
Coding region: 1-975 (324 amino acids)
Biological process (GO): G protein-coupled receptor signaling pathway
Cellular component (GO): membrane
Molecular function (GO): olfactory receptor activity; G protein-coupled receptor activity
Source: RefSeq, a predicted model, not a curated record
AUGGCAAAUACAGACUUUUCAAUGGAGAAUGUGAACAAUGUGUCUGAAUUCAUGGUCUUGGGACUUACCCAAAAUCAGGACCUACAGAAAGUCUGCUUUGGACUAUUUUUGGUCUUUUACUUAGCAAUUCUCCUUGGCAAUCUACUUAUAACCACAAUCAAAAACAGCCGUCAUCUGAAUUCUCCCAUGUAUUUCUUCCUUGGUUAUCUCUCCUUUGUAGACAUUUGUUACUCAUCUGUCACUGUUCCCAAACUGAUUAGUGACUUCCUUUUAGAGAAGAAAACUAUCUCUUUUAUUGGCUGUAUAGCCCAGUUGUUUGGGGUCCAUUUCUUUGGUUGCACUGAGAUCUUUCUUCUCACUGUGAUGGCAUAUGACCGGUACAUUGCGAUCUGCAGACCCCUUCAUUAUACAACGAUCAUGAACAAGACUGUAUGCAGUUGGAUGGUGGUGGCUUCCUGGCUAGGAGGGUUUGUUCAUUCCAUGGUACAGACUCUUCUAACAACACAUCUCCCUUUCUGUGGGCCAAAUGAAAUCGACCAUUAUUUCUGUGAUGUCCACCCUUUAUUGAAAUUGGCCUGCACUGACACAUACAUUGUGGGACUCAUUGUAAUUGCCAAUAGUGAUAUGAUUUCUGUGAGCUGCUUUCUUGUGUUGACUGUUUCAUACAUUGUCAUCCUAGUUUCAUUACGAAAUCAAUCCUCUGAAGGGCGCAUGAAAGCACUCUCUACCUGUGCUUCUCACAUCACUGUAGUAAUCUUAUUUUUUGGACCAUGCGUCUUUUUCUACAUGAGGCCUUCCACCACAUUCUCCGAGGACAAGAGUGUGGCUGUGUUCUAUACCAUUAUCACCCCUAUGCUGAACCCUAUAAUUUAUACUUUGAAAAGUCAGGAGGUGAAAAAUGCAAUGCGGAUACUGUGGAACAAAAAACAACUCUGGGGUGGGAAAUGCAAGACAAGAUUUGGAAUGAUAAUCUAG